AUGAAGAGGCUAUUAUCUACUGAUGCACAAAGUAUAUUUAAUACAUUAUGUGAAGUCAUUGAACAGUAUGAAAUUCAAUGGCAAUCAGUUUCAUCGGUUUGUUUUGAUGGUGCUGCUGCAAUGUCUGGUGGUUUGAAUGGAGUGCAGGCCAAAUUUAAAGAAAAAAAUGAUAAAACAGUUUUUGUACAUUGUUACGGACACUGCCUCAAUCUGGUUUUAGUUGAUUCAUUGGGAAGACAAAAUAGAGUAACAUUCGAUUUUUUUGGAACCAUACAAUUAAUUUACAACUUUAUAGAAAGUAGUUCUACAAGACAUGCAACACUUGAAAAAGUAGCUAACUCUGCAAAUAUAAAACUAAAAACAUUAAAAUCCGUAUCAAAUACACGCUGGGCUUGCCGUGCUGAGGCUGUUUCUGCUGUAAAAUCAGACUAUGGACCUAUAUUAAUUGCAAUACAAGAAAUUGGUGAUGCUACGAAACAACUAGAUGUUAGAGCAAAAGCACUUGGAUUAAUUCAUCAGAUGAAAACUUUUGAUUUUAUAUUCGCUCAACAGAUGUUACACUCGAUUUUGACUCUUAUUUUAAAGGUAAGUAUGGCUUUACAAAGUUCAAAUUUGGAUCUUAUAACCGCAGUUUCUCUCAUAAAGUCAUUAAAAUUAUCUCUAAAGUCUAUGAGAAAUGACAAAGAUUCAUUUAAAAAUAUAUACAAUAAAACUCUAGAAAUAUGUGAAGAAAAUAACAUUUCCAUUCCUGAUGUGAAAAAAAGACGAGUGUCUUCUAAAAUUGACUAUGUAAUGAUUUCAAGUAUAAGUGAUCGCUUCAAACAAGAAACAUUAGAGUUAAUUAAAAGUGUUGGUAAUAUGCUUAAAUUAGAAACUAAUAACGAAGAUACAAUAAUCAUUGCUUCAGCUUUUAAUUUGGAAUUUCAUGGGUUAGAAUCAGAAAUUAUUUUGCUGAAAAAAUUGGAAAAUAUACCUAAAGGAAGUAACCAAAAAGCAUGUGAAGAAUGGAUACAAUGGUUGACAAAUAAUAAUUCUGAUAGAACAGCCAUAUUUAAUAAUUUUUUCAAAGCUAUUAAAUCAUUUGUAGUUAUACCAGUGACAAGUUGCUCAUGUGAGCGUUCCUUUUCAAAGCUCAGUAUUGUAAAAUCAAAACUUCGAAGCACAAUGGGGCAAGAUCGAUUAGAUGGACUGUUAACUAUGUUCAUCGAACAAGAUAUGGCUUAUAAUAUAAAUGUAGAUGAGUUAUCGAAUAUUUCAAAAUCAACACACCAGCCAAAAGGCGUAUGGAUCCCAAAUAUUGUCAAAGAUGAAAUUUAUUCAGCAGGAUGUAAUGCUCAAAAACCAAUUGAUCCCGAAGAAAAAUUCGCUGUAUUUUUAAGGUAA
Melanaphis sacchari is the source of this 1383-nucleotide messenger RNA. RefSeq names its product protein FAM200B-like. The transcript has 3 exons. Bases 1 to 1383 code for a protein of 460 amino acids. Gene Ontology annotation, molecular function: protein dimerization activity. The record is from RefSeq and is a predicted model, not a curated record. Lineage: Eukaryota; Metazoa; Arthropoda; Insecta; Hemiptera; Aphididae.